This is a messenger RNA of Exophiala dermatitidis NIH/UT8656, 2847 nucleotides long. Its product is annotated as aspartyl-tRNA synthetase. The transcript is spliced from 2 exons. Gene Ontology annotation, molecular function: aspartate-tRNA ligase activity; ATP binding; RNA binding. The record is from RefSeq and is a predicted model, not a curated record. NCBI's taxonomy places the organism in Eukaryota, Fungi, Ascomycota, Eurotiomycetes, Chaetothyriales, Herpotrichiellaceae. Gene Ontology annotation, biological process: aspartyl-tRNA aminoacylation. Gene Ontology annotation, cellular component: cytosol; cytoplasm; aminoacyl-tRNA synthetase multienzyme complex. Bases 1 to 2847 code for a protein of 948 amino acids.
AUGACUGAUUUUCUCUACUUGUCCCCGGCGCCCUCACCUCUAACCAUCUCCAACACUAUCAUGGCGCCCUCGAAUAACUUCAUAGCCACCCUGCGCGAGAAAGUCUACCGUGCCAAACCCGAGUUGGGCAUCACUUUCAGUCGAGACCGUGAUGAGGUCCGCGGAGGGUCUGAGUCAGACGUUGCCCGUCGGAUCGAAGAGGAUGAGAGCGGCUGGUCGAGCGAGGAGGACUCGGACACGGAAUCAUCCAACACCACGCCAUCAACCCACGGUGCCAAAGGCCUGGAUGAGUUCAUGAACAAUGAUGACCCUCCUGAGAUCAAGCGCCGCUACGGCAUCCUUCCUCUGACCCAGUCUCAGGACGAGGCUGGCGAGAAUGGAGAACAGCCGGACUGGAUAUCCUUGUCACAGGUGACUCCGGAUAUGAUUGGGCAAGACAUCACAUUCCGUGCGCGAGUUCAUAUCGUUCGACAUAUGAGCGCCAAACUGGCCUUCAUCGUCUUUCGAGAGCAGACAACUACUGUGCAGGGGGUGCUAAGCGCUAAAGAAAAUGAGAUUUCCGAGAACAUGGUUCGGUGGGCUCUGCACAUUCGGUCAGGCACGAUAGCCGUGGUCAAAGCUCGUGUGAAGGAACCCGAGCAGACGGUCAAGACCGCGAGUGCGCACCACGCGGAGCUGGAAAUCCAGGAGAUGCACCUUGUGUCUAUUAGAACCAGCCCCAUUCCCUUCAGCGUGUAUGAGGCUGAGGCUGCUACGGACGGCCACUCGCUUUCCGACCGUGUGAGGUUGUCCAACCGUGUUCUUGACCUGCGGACUCCUACAUCGCAGGCAAUUUUCAGAAUACAAUCGGGCGUUUGCAGAGCGUUUCGGAACUUUCUCGAGGAUAGGGGAUUCUUAGAAAUACAUACUCCCAAACUGCAAGGCGGUGCCACCGAAGGAGGCGCAGAUGUCUUCCAGGUCAACUAUUUUGGUCGGCCAGCUUUCCUCGCGCAGAGCCCUCAGUUGGCGAAACAGAUGUGUAUAUCUGCGGAUAUGGGCAAGGUCUACGAGAUUGGGCCGGUCUUUCGAGCUGAAAAUUCCAAUACACCGAGACAUAUGACCGAAUACACAGGUCUAGAUUUAGAAAUGGCAAUAAACCGACAUUACCAUGAAACCAUGUGGCUCAUCGAUGCGUGCCUCAAGGACAUCUUCAAAACCAUCUACGCGCGACAUCGGCUCGAUGUCGAUGCCACGAAACAUCAUUUCCCUCAUGAGGAUUUGAUAUGGUUAGAGCAGACUCCUCGCCUCACCUUUUCAGAAGCAGUUCAAUUGUUGAAUGAAUCCGGGUGGACCAACGAGGACGGAAGUCAACAGUCUGAACUGGAAGACUUGCCUACCAGAGCCGAACGAAGAGUCGGCGAAUUGGUCAAGGAGAAGUACCAAACAGAUUACUACAUCAUAGACAAGUUUCCUUCGUCCGCACGCCCUUUCUACACCAUGCCCGAUCCCAAGGACGACCGGUUCACCAACUCUUUCGACUUCUUUGUCCGAGGUCAGGAGAUUCUCAGUGGUGGACAACGUAUCCAUGACUACAAUUUUCUCAAGGAACGAAUGGAGGCUUCGGGGAUGAACCCGGCCACUCUGAAAGAAUACAUGGAGGCUUUUGAAUGGGUGGCACCUCCACACGCAGGAGCAGGGAUUGGGCUGGAAAGACUGGUUUCUUUACUGCUCGACCUUGGUAACCUGCGAUAUGCAUCACUGUUUCCUCGCGACCCCAAGAGCUUCCCUGCUCCCAAAGAUAAUCAUCUGCGGCAUCCAGACGACAACACCAUGCAACGGCCGCAAGGGCGGCUCCCACCAUUGGAAAACCUGGUGGCGAACUACGGUGAUGCCACCAACACGUCUUGGAUGGACGAAAGAUUCCAGGUUUGGAGAGAUGACAAGACCGGCGCUGCUGUCGCCUAUGUGCCGGUUCGCAACCGAGCGAUCUGUGCGGGCAACCCCCUUUGUGAUGCCAGGCAGCUAGAAGACGUGAUUACAGCAUUUCUACACUGGCUUCGGCGGGAGACCAAGUUGAAGCCGUUGUUUAUCUUGGUGGGCAAAGACGUGGAAGAAGUUCUAGGAGACAAGUUGGGAUGGAAAAGCUUCACCAAUGUGGCGGAGCAACGGGUGAACCUGGCCAACGACGAACACGUCAAUGUCGACAGCGACGUUGCCCGCAAAAUCAGACACGCCAAGAAAGAAGGCGUUGAGGUAGUGGAAUACGGCAGCGAUGUGCCGGAGGAUGUGAAGCACAAGAUUGAAGAACGGAUCAAAGAGUGGCAGCAGAGUCGCGAAGGAGCCCAGGUCCAUUUGAGUGAGAUCACCCCGUUCAGAGACAAUGUCCAUCGACAGUACUUCGUGGCCCAGGACGACAAGGGCAAGAUCCAUUCUCUGGUGGUGCUGGCCCAGCUUGCUCCGCGAUAUGGCGUGCAGGUGAAAUGGGCCUUGGAUUUCCCAGGUGCCGUCAACGGAGCCAUCGAAUAUGCCGUGCAGACGGCGCUCAAGUCGGCCGCACAAGCGGGCUACAAGACAUGCACGUUUGGUGCUGGAGCGACGGCGAAGUUGACCACAGGUCACAAUAUGGGCAAUGCCAGGUCGGCCGCACUGAAUUCGAUCUACCAGACUCUGGCGGCCAAGUUCCGUCUGGAACAAAAGACGGGAUUCCGUGCCAAGUUCAACAGCAUGGACGAUCCGAUUUAUCUGUGCUAUCCGCCAAAGGGACUGGGGCCGAGAGGAGCCCGUGCAAUUGUGGACUUUUUCCAAUCUGAAGGCGUCGAUGGAGCUACCACUAAUGGCGAAGCAACUAAUGGGACGGACGGGGCGUGA